Aspergillus campestris IBT 28561 is the source of this 1125-nucleotide messenger RNA. RefSeq names its product guanine nucleotide-binding protein subunit alpha gpaB (gene gpaB). The transcript has 5 exons. Gene Ontology annotation, molecular function: GTP binding; G-protein beta/gamma-subunit complex binding; GTPase activity. Lineage: Eukaryota; Fungi; Ascomycota; Eurotiomycetes; Eurotiales; Aspergillaceae. Bases 1 to 1125 code for a protein of 374 amino acids. The record is from RefSeq and is a predicted model, not a curated record. Gene Ontology annotation, cellular component: heterotrimeric G-protein complex. Gene Ontology annotation, biological process: adenylate cyclase-activating G protein-coupled receptor signaling pathway.
AUGGGUUCAUGCUUGAGCUCGGAGUCGACAGGAGAUGCGGAGCAGAAGAAACACAGCCAGGCGAUCGAUCGCAAAUUAGAGGAGGAUUCGCGGCGUUUACGGAAGGAAUGCAAGAUCCUACUACUGGGAUCCGGCGAAAGCGGAAAGUCCACGAUUGUCAAACAGAUGAAGAUCAUUCACCAGAAUGGCUACUCAACGGAGGAACUGCUCUUAUAUCGCAUCACGGUCUAUAAGAACCUCUUGGAUUGCGCCAGGUCCAUCACUGGAGCCUACCGGCAGUUUAGUCUGGAGCCGUCGAGCCAGAAAGUUCGCGAUUAUAUCAAAUACCUUGACAACUACAAUAUCGACCCCGACCCGACCAAAUUCCUCGAUCCGGAAGUAGGGGACGCGAUCACAUACCUCUGGAAUGACCCGUGCACGUCGACAGUUCUGGAGCAUCAGAAUGAGUUCUACCUGAUGGACUCUGCGCCAUAUUUCUUCGAGGAAGCGAAACGGAUCUCGUCGCAAGGAUACACCCCGAAUGUCAAUGAUGUGCUUCGCGCGAGAACAAAGACCACCGGUAUCUACGAAACACGGUUCACGAUGGGCCAAUUGAGCAUACACAUGUUUGACGUUGGCGGCCAACGAAGUGAGCGGAAGAAGUGGAUCCAUUGUUUCGAGAACGUCACUUCGAUCAUCUUCUGUGUGGCAUUGAGUGAGUAUGAUCAGGUACUCCUCGAAGAAAGCAACCAAGUAAGCUCCACCCCGUGUCGCGCGACGAGACCUGAUGCUGAUGUGCUUUCGCAGAACCGAAUGAUGGAGAGCUUAGUGCUGUUCGAUUCCGUCGUGAAUUCCCGGUGGUUCAUGCGGACCAGUAUCAUCCUCUUCUUGAACAAGGUCGAUCUGUUCCGCCAGAAACUCCCUCGGUCGCCGUUGAGCGAUUAUUUCCCCGAUUAUCUGGGCGGGAACGACGUCAACCGCGCUGCCAAAUAUCUGUUGUGGCGGUUCAACCAGGUCAAUCGGGCUCAUUUGAACCUUUAUCCCCAUCUGACCCAAGCGACCGACACGACGAAUAUCCGCCUAGUAUUUGCGGCUGUCAAGGAGACAAUAUUGCAGAACGCCUUGAAAGACUCGGGCAUCCUCUAG